This is a messenger RNA of Parascedosporium putredinis, 2103 nucleotides long. The record is from the annotation of a GenBank genome assembly. NCBI's taxonomy places the organism in Eukaryota, Fungi, Ascomycota, Sordariomycetes, Microascales, Microascaceae.
AUGGAUAUCGCUAUCAACACACCGCCGCCUAGCGCUACCCGUCCCUACCGCCGGGCCGGGGCCAGCGCGCCGAGCGACGACCUCGCACAAAACUGGACCGCUCAACGGUGCCUCCGCCUCUUGCGCCCCGUCCACGUCAGCCUCAACAAGCUCCGCCAGAUCAAGGUGGAGGCGGCGUUUACCCGACAGGAACUACGAGAGCCUACGAAGCCAGUCAGGCGGAAGAGGAACAGCGCCAACGAGGACGAUGAGGCGUACGACCCUUUGAAGCCGAAACGCCCGCGCGUGACUUACUCCCAGAGAAAACGCCAGAUGGCCGCCUCCUCCAGCUCCUCCUCCUCCUCCUCCUCCGCCGCUGCCGGGAAAUCCAAGGCCACAUUCAAGCUCCCCAGCGCCGUUGCGAGGGCUGGACCCAAGACACCCGGCAAACUCUUCAUGUCGACACCCAUCGUGCGAAGGAUACGGGGCAUGGCGCGAGAGGCAGGCGUCGUCUCCGAUCUCCCCGCAUGCCGUCCCUGUGCCGGAGUGAGAGCGAGGACUCUACCAAGGCGACGCAGGAACCGACUCGCCGUCCCCGAGGACGCCCGCCCGGGUCCACACAGCAACCCCGCAAGCACCUGCCAAGGGAAGAGCGACCUUCAACUCGAGAGGGACCGACAGCUCGACGCGCUGCUCAAAGCCCUCGACACGCUGCUGCUCCGGACAGUAGCAGCGACAACGGCUACGGGCCAGCCCGGGUCCUCGUCCCACCCACGGUCUUUCAUUGCCAUGUGCCUCCGCCAGGUGCCCGAGCAGCUCAAACGGAUAGAGGAGUGGGACGCCAACGAGGCCGAGCACCUCGGCGAAAAGUCCCGCCUCGAGGCCCAGGACGCGACGCAGGACAUGUAUAACCAGCUCGAAGGGUUCGGGGCCAUGGCCACAGGUUGGCGGCCGCUGCGGCAUCUGGUGCGCGCCCACGCGGUGACCGCGCUCCGUGACGCCAUCGCCGAAUCCCUGCUCGACCUCGUCGCGGCGAAGCGCCUCGUUGCCGUCUGCGCCCGGCGCGGGUGCGUAAACGAGGCCGCCGCCCUCCUCGUCGCGGUCCUCGAGCAGCACCACCCGCCCGCCACGCGGCGCCAGGACGUGCCGGCACCCCAGCCGAGGCUGCUGGAGCCGCUCGAGCUCCUGGUCAGCUUCUGCAAGAGGCACGCGCUGUGGCCGACGCUGUUCGGCACCCUCGCCCGGUUCCUGCGCGAAAACCGCCUCUCGGGCGAGUGGCUGUGCAUCCGGGCGUUGGAGCCGGUCUGGGGCGGCCUCAGCGAGAAGCUGGUCGUGCGAGGCGAGGCCUGCACGCAGACGCUCGAGUUCUUUUACGAGGCUGUGUCGUCGCUCGUGGACUCGCUUUCGGUGGGAUCGCGCGGUUCCGGCCCCAGCGCGGGUGGUGGCAGAAGCCGUGCCGAUGAUGAUGAUGACGACGACGACGAAGAUGACGACGCUAGAGGGAAGAGCCUGCGGUCGCCGGCGCAAAUGUUUACGAGUACGGUGGGCGCGGUCACGGCGAUGGCCAUCAUGUCGACCUUUAUCGGCGACGACUCCACGACGACAACUACGGAUGUGGGCGUAAAGGGCACGGAGGUGGAAGCAAACACGACUACGGCGGGCACGAGCACGGGUACGGGCACGAUAAUACUAGGCAAAGCAAACAGCAUAUUCCGAGCGGCCCUCUGCGCGUUGAACGGCUCGCUUGCCAAACUCCAGGAGCGGCGGCGGGUUCGGACGACGGACUCACAGCUCAUACUAGAGCUUAGCAUCUACAUGGCGACAGCUGCAGCCGCAGCCGCAUCCGGUCGCCAAGGGCACAAAGGCGACAAGGCUCGGAUCGAGGCCCCGCGCAACAGCUUCGCCGACGCGGCGAACAAAAAGUUUUACGAGGGCGCGGUCUCGCUCAUCUGCUCCGUCGCGCAGCACUGCGCUCGCGGAGGAGGGGCGGCGGGCCUCGCUGCCCACGAGCACCUGGUGGCGCUUUGCGAGCCGCUGGCGGGGCUGACGCUGGCGCGGCACCAUGGCGUCGGAGACUUGCGGAGGGAGGCGGCGUUCCUCCUCGCCAAGAGGACGGGGAUCUGA